Molecule: messenger RNA, 1174 nt
Organism: Moneuplotes crassus
Lineage: Eukaryota; Ciliophora; Spirotrichea; Euplotida; Euplotidae
Source: the annotation of a GenBank genome assembly
AUGGGAGGUUGCAAUUUCAAAAGCGACGCUUCUGCAGUCGGCAAUAUCAGUAUUGGAGACUUCAAGCUUAAGCACAGGAUUGGAAAAGGAGGCUUUGGGGAGGUCUGGAAGUGCAUCCGUAAAGGAACGAAGAAGGAAUUCGCCUUAAAGCAGAUGAAUAAAGCUAAAAUUGUAAAGAAACUUUCAGUCGAUUCUACUCUGAAUGAGAGGGAGCUGCUGGCGCAGCUCAAACACCCAUUCAUAAUAAAUAUGCACUAUGCGUUUCAAGACAAGGUUCAUCUUUAUAUUGUAACUGACUUGAUCGAAGGAGGUGAUCUAAGAUACCAUAUGAGGAGAAGGAAGACAUUUACAGAAACAGAGUCGAAGUUCCUCAUCGCUUGUGUAAUCGCUGGGCUGGAGUAUAUGCAUGAUAAUGGAGUCCUACAUAGAGAUAUAAAGCCUGAAAAUCUCCUUAUGGGCAAAGAUGGCUACAUUCGGAUCACUGAUAUGGGCAUUUCUAGAAUGAGAUCGAAGGAUAAUGCAGCUGACACCAGUGGAACUCCAGGAUAUAUGGCUCCAGAAAUUAUGUGUCGGCAAAACCAUGAUGUAGCUGCUGAUUAUUACGCGCUUGGAAUUAUUGCCUAUGAGCUGAUGAUUGGUAAAAGGCCCUACACUGGUAAAGACAGAAAAGAGAUCAGAGAUAACGUCCUAAAAGAUCAAGCUAGCAUCAAGAAAGCAAUGAUACCUGAAGGAUGGAGUAUCGAAGCAGCUGAUUUCAUAAACAAAUUAAUCCAGAGGAAGCCUGCUAAUAGGAUCGGACUGAAUGGCUCAGAGGAAUUAAAACAGCACAUUUGGCUAAAAGGUUUUGACUGGGAUGGGCUGCUGGAAAAAUAGCAUGGAGCCAGCAUUCUACCCUGAAUCUCGUACUCCUUAUAAACCGAGAAUAUUAACAACGGAGCAAGAAGAAAAACUAGAAAAGGAAAAUGAAGAAUAUUAUCAAAUGUGCUGAAAAGAAUCAAUCCAGAAGAUAUUUGAAGAUUAUAUUUUUGAUAUAGAACAGCUCAAAUUUCAGAAAUUGCAAGAAAUUAGACAGAAGGAAUAUCUUCUAAGGGUCGGGAAACUAGAAGAAGACCAGAACAUAAUGACCCAAAAUUUUAUUUGUGAAACUCAGAACUCAAAUUACCUUCAUAUGUAA